This is a messenger RNA of Marasmius oreades (fairy-ring Marasmius), 2259 nucleotides long. RefSeq lists its product as uncharacterized. The record is from RefSeq and is a predicted model, not a curated record. Bases 253 to 1902 code for a protein of 549 amino acids. Gene Ontology annotation, molecular function: DNA-binding transcription factor activity. Lineage: Eukaryota; Fungi; Basidiomycota; Agaricomycetes; Agaricales; Marasmiaceae. The transcript is spliced from 2 exons. Gene Ontology annotation, biological process: regulation of DNA-templated transcription.
CUUGUUCUUUUUCCCCCAACCACCACCCUUCGAGGUUCCUUCGACGACCGCCACAGAGUUGUCGGAUCCUUCGAAGAGAGUCGUAUCAGCCUUUGUGAGUUCAUUUUCUGCUUUCAAUAACCUAUCUACGUCUACCGGUCGAUUUGAGUCGUCGGUCUUUUGCUUUUGUUUUUGUUUUUUCGUUGUUCCUACCUACGUCUUGCGAGUGUAGAGCCGCGAAUUCUGCCAUAUACUUGCAAAGAACAAGUAAUCAUGACUCGAACGAGUUCGUCGUCCUCUGAAUCCGCAACCGAGAUCGAGUCAUCUUAUCUUCCUGGAUCGGCCCAUGGCAGCCCGUAUCUCUCGCCGCUUUCACCCUCGUCGUCUAGUGCAUCACCGCUAACUUCCUAUUCAAACAAUGACAGAGAGCACAGUCAUCACCGGCUGCACACGUUGCCGCCCCUAGAAACUUCACAAAGUCGACUUUCAGUCCCCGCCAUUUUUAACCAACAGUAUUACAACAACAACACCCACCAUAGCCAAGAUGUUCCCCGACCGCACGUGAAUAGCUCGGCUAUUUCUCAUUCGUCUACGGCAACUCGUCAUGGACCUUCGUCGAACAACCCGCUUGAUAACUCAAGCUCUUCUUCCAGCAAUGUAUCUUUGACCCACCCGAACUCUGUUGCUCUUCAGCAACUUGCUAACCAUUAUGGGAUCCCUUCUGUCUUACCCAAGCCCCCUCUAUCGAAAUCAGCAACAAAAACUCAACAAUCUCAGUCAACCCGGUCGACGCCGCCGCUCCCGGACUUCCAAUAUCAGUUAUCCAACUAUUUAUCAAUGUUAGCACAAAAACCUGAAUCUGAUCCCACCAACACUACCCCUAUGUCCAACAAUAUCGCCGAGGACGCUUCAUCAAUGGAUAACGACGCGGACGACGCGAUGCAGAGCGUCGUACAAACUUUGAUGGCCUCUCCGGAGUUCAACAUACAGGCGAUUAUGGACUCUCCUGCUAUUAGUUCUCCAAAUUCUUUCCUCACCUCACCUUUCGACACCCCCAAUCAUCAAUUUGAUGCCUCACCCCUCAUAGACUUCGCGGAUACGUUCGGCGACACUUCUCCGAUGGACACUCCACUGUUCGACGAGUUCAAUACCUCCCCUAUCGACGACAGUCCCUUCCUAGAUGCUCUUAGCACACCAGUGAUGGACGCCGUCGAUGGAAUGGAGAUGUUUGCGAACGGAAGCCCCUUGUUUGAUGACGGCGGCGUUGGAAUGUAUCAAGAUCUUGAGACGAGUCUCAAGCCAUCUGCCGCCCCUGAGGUGGAAUGGGACAAGCUUCUGAAAAUGUCUCCUCAGACCCCGAGCUUGGAUCCCAGUCUCGUCUAUCCUAGCCCCAGCUUACAGUCCGAGCAAUCGUUCCCUGUUCCCUCGUCUAAGUCCGCUACUUCCGGUGCCACCGUUGCUCCAACUAAUCGACGCAAGCAACCCACCGCCACCGGCACCCGUCGCAAUAUCACCCCACAGUCCCUAGUCCCUCAUGAUGCUCCCACACAGCCAAGGCGGUACGUUACUCCUUCCGUAACUUCGAAAAAGGAGGUCCCUGCCACAUUCGCUCGUAAGAAGCGGAAAGCAGUUAGUGGUGCUGUUGCCGUCGGGGAAGAUGAGUUGGAUUGUGAUGCGGAUCUGCCCCCGCUCAAACCAGAUGCGACCGAGAUGGAGCAGAUUGAAUACAAGCGUCGCCAAAAUACGCUUGCGGCAAGGAAGUCGCGGAAGCGUAAGCUCGAAUAUCAACAAGGAAUUGAGGACGAGAACGAACAACUGAAGAACCAGGUCGAAGCCUGGAAGACUCGCUGUGAAGUUCUGAGCGGCAUGUUGAAAGGUGCUGGAAUUCAUGUCGACCUUCAAGACCUUGGUAAUACCAAGUAGGAGAGGUUCACCCCCCAUAUAUUCCCUACCCUUUGUUAUCGUGAUUUACUGAAAUGUCUCCUUCUCCAUUUUCUGUGUAUAUGCUCUGUAUACUUAUUCCCUAAGUUUCACGGUCGUUUGUUACCAUGCUCGUUUCCACUAUGUUCAUUUUCCAGACACAAAACCCCUUCCAUCUGAUUCACCUUCCACUUCCUCUUGAUCACUAUCCUUCUCUUCUGUUUCGAUUACCUACUUUCCCUCCCCGGAUCAAAAUGAAACCUACCAUAUCUCCAUAUCUUUUACCAGAUAACCAUUCCUAAAUAUCGUGUCUGUAGUACGUUGUAAUGUGAUUGACAUUUGCGAUAACUGUUGCCUUCA